AUGUUGGCCAAGUAUCUUGUGUUAGCUGUGCUGCUUGUUCACAGUUGUCAGGCCGUGCCAAAUGGCCACGAAGUGCUGCAGCAUCAGUACCCAUUUCAAGUAGCGAUUUACACUAAAUAUCCCAUACUCGGCAGGGAAGAAAUGGUCUGUGGGGGUGUAAUUGUAAAUUCUGAUUGGAUUUUGACGUCUGCUCAGUGCAUCUCCAAGUGGAAGGACAUGGUCGUCAAAGCUGGGAAGCACAAGCUAUCCGCGAAGGAACCACGCCAGGAAGUGCGAUCUGUUAAGAAAAGUUUCAAGCACAGUCAAUAUAAGCCCGUAUACUGGUUCCAUAAGAUCGCCGAAAACGAUAUAGCCCUCUUGAGGCUGGCUAAGCCUCUAACUUGGAACGAGCACGUGCAGCCGAUAGCUCUCCCGAAAGCCGGAGUGGAGCACACAGGAAUUGGAUACUUAAUAGGCUGGGGUGGAGCUGACGCUGAUGAAACGUCUGAUGUUCUUCAAGAUGGCAGAGUAUCCUUCUUGGAUUCCGACAAUUGCACGAAAAUCAUCAAGAAGAAGUACAAGGUGAAGCCUAUCUCGAGCGACCAGGUUUGCACCGGAUCGAUCGACAGAGUCUUCGUCUCGGCUUGUUCCAAGGACCUCGGCGGACCGGUUGUGCAGUACCAGGCUGACUCAUCACCACAGUUAGUUGGGAUCGUCUCCUGGGAUGACUCGUGUCGUAGCAGAGGUCUUCCUACAGUCUACACCAGGGUGUCAGCUUACGUUGGCUGGAUUGAGAAGACUGUCCGUAGCCCGAAAUUUGUGAGAAGUUAUGGGUGAAGGCGAUCGUGACAGCUGAU
Messenger RNA from Diachasma alloeum, 836 nucleotides. RefSeq names its product trypsin I-P1. The transcript has 3 exons. Gene Ontology annotation, biological process: proteolysis. Bases 1 to 816 code for a protein of 271 amino acids. The record is from RefSeq and is a predicted model, not a curated record. Lineage: Eukaryota; Metazoa; Arthropoda; Insecta; Hymenoptera; Braconidae. Gene Ontology annotation, molecular function: serine-type endopeptidase activity.